CUGUAGGAGUAGGAGCCUUCAGACUCCAGCCAACAUACUCAUCAUCAAUCUAGCUAUUAGUGACUUCCUGAUGUCCAUUACACAGUCUCCAGUUUUUUUCACCAGCAGCCUCUACAAACACUGGAUUUUCGGUGAAAAAGGUGCAUAUGUUCCUGAAGGUUUGCUGACUUCCUGUUCCUGGGACUAUAUGACUUUCACACCAUCAGUCCGUGCCUACACAAUGCUGCUUUUCUGCUUUGUCUUUUUCAUUCCAUUGAUUGCUAUCAUAUACAGCUAUGUCUCUAUCUUUGAGGCUAUCAAGAAGGCCAACAAGUCUAUUCAGACAUUUGGAUGCAAAUGUGGACAUAGAGAGUUCCAGAAACAGUAUCAGAGGAUGAAAAAUGAGUGGAAGAUGGCCAAAAUUGCACUGAUUGUCAUCUUGUUUUUUGUCAUUUCCUGGUCACCAUACUCUGUUGUUGCUCUGGUAGCUUUUGCUGGGUAUUCCCACGUCCUAACACCUUUCAUGAACUCCAUACCAGCUGUGAUUGCCAAAGCUUCUGUCAUCCAUAACCCCAUCAUUUAUGCUAUCACUCACCCCAAGUACAGAAAAGCCAUUGCAACAUAUGUUCCUUGCCUUGGACCCCUACUGAGAGUUUCUCCUAAAGACUCACGGUCCUUCAGCAGUUACCACUCCUCCAGACGAGCGACUGUAAGCAGCCAGUCUUCUGAGAUAAGUGGGCUGCAGAAAAGAAAAAGGAGACUGUCUUCUCUCUCUGACAGUGAAUCAGGCUGUACUGAAACAGAAACUGAUACUCCCAGUAUGUUCUCCAGACUUGCCAGAAGACAAAUUUCCUACAAAACAGAUAAAGACACAACUCAGACUAGUGACAUAAGAGCCAAACUGACAAGCCAGGAUUGUGGGAAGACAGUUGUAGAUGCUGAUGACAUAUUGAUGGUGGAACUGAAUGUCACAGAGUACAUGGCUACACCUACUCAAACAUCUAAAACAUGCAGCUUGGAGGAAAUCAAGAAAAGUGAAAGCCUGAACAGCAUUGGACAAAGAAGAGAGUUUCACCAGGGAUCAUCUUCAGCCCAGAUACCCAGUAUUACAAUAACAUGCAGCAGUGUCCAAGGAGUAGAGCUGCCUUCUAGAUACAACUCCGGUUUCCUGUACCCUAAAUCCAGCAGUCACAAGCAGAACAAGAAGUCCAGCAGUUAAGUGAGUGGUGCAAGCCAGAAUAUCACCUUAACCAACAGCUCUGGAACAGCUGUGGACUGGCUGAAUCCAGAAUACCUUCCUAGAUUGGUCUGAAAUGCUCCUACAAUGACACAAUACAAGACAAGCAAGGAUAAAAACACGAGGAGUGAUGAUUUCAACAUCAGAACUCUCUCCAGGGGAUGACAUCUUCACCUGAGUCACACUGUAAUUUUAAUAUUUCUUCUUUAUGCAGCUCAUGAAGACAUUUAUUUCAUUUGGAUUUUACUCUGCUUACA
Molecule: messenger RNA, 1473 nt
Organism: Lonchura striata (white-rumped munia)
Lineage: Eukaryota; Metazoa; Chordata; Aves; Passeriformes; Estrildidae
Source: RefSeq, a predicted model, not a curated record